GCCUCCCAAAGGAGGGGCAGCCAAAGCAGCCGGGUGUGUAAACACGUAAAAUGAGAUUGAUAAGAAAGCUUUUUCAGUGAGGCUGCAGCCCAUUAUCACCUGAACUUCUUGCUUGAACUCGGAAUCAAAAAAGUCUCCUGAACAUCUCCCAGUCCUGCGUGGAAGCCCCAAGUUCAGAAAAGAAUAGAUGUCAGGAACAGCAAGACAUGAUCAAGAGAUGAUAAUCAAAUCAAAAAUAAAUCUGGCCAAAACCACUGACCCUUUAGAAAGACUUCGCCUCCAGUGUUUAGCAAGGGGAUCUGCAGGCAUCAAAAGACUUGGCAGAUUAUUUAGGAUUAUCGAUGGUAACAACAGCAGAACCUUUGAUUUCAAUGAGUUUCUGAGAGGACUACAUAAGUACUCGGUGGUGAUCAAGAAGGAAGAAGCAAAAGAGCUUUUCCAGAUCUUUGAUAAGGAUGGCAGUGGAACAAUUGAUUUUGAUGAAUUUAUUGUUACACUGAGACCUCCCAUGUCCAAUGCAAGAAAAGAGAUUGUCCUGCAGGCAUUUCAGAAGUUAGACAAGACUGGAGAUGGUGUCAUAACAAUUGAUGAUUUACGUGGGGUGUAUAAUGUAAAAUAUCAUCCCAAAUACUUAAAUGGAGACUGGACAGAAGAUCAAGUUUUUAGACACUUCCUGGAUAAUUUUGAUUCACCCUAUGACAAAGAUGGGAAGGUCACAGCAGAAGAAUUCAUGAACUACUAUGCUGGAGUCAGCGCUUCAAUUGACACAGACGUCUACUUUAUCCUCAUGAUGAAGAAUGCUUGGAAACUCUGAUCAUAUAGUUAAAGAAGCAAGACUUUUCUUUCACCUUUUAUAGGUUCCUCUGAUUAAGUGUAUGCACAACAACACUCUCCUGUUCCAUAACAACAGUUUCCAGUAACUAUGCCAAUUACAUUCAAUCUGCAGAAUUAAUUCCCAGAUGCUCCAGUAGGCUCAGCCCCAAGGGAUCAAAGCAUAAUCAGAGAGAGUAGAUCUGGCAUUUGGCCACCCCACACAUCUGUCCUUUUUCUCUUUGCAUUCCUGGUAUGUCUUUUCUUUUCUGAGAUCAGAUGCUCUUUUCUUUUCUGACAUCUGCAGUAGGUCGCUGUGGCUCUUGAACAUCCCCUCU
Molecule: messenger RNA, 1148 nt
Organism: Sturnus vulgaris (Common starling)
Lineage: Eukaryota; Metazoa; Chordata; Aves; Passeriformes; Sturnidae
Gene: CAPSL
Product: calcyphosine like
Molecular function (GO): calcium ion binding
Source: RefSeq, a predicted model, not a curated record